This is a messenger RNA of Calliphora vicina (urban bluebottle blowfly), 601 nucleotides long. RefSeq lists its product as uncharacterized. NCBI's taxonomy places the organism in Eukaryota, Metazoa, Arthropoda, Insecta, Diptera, Calliphoridae. The coding region runs from base 144 to 407 and encodes 87 amino acids. The transcript is spliced from 3 exons. The record is from RefSeq and is a predicted model, not a curated record.
UUUUUUGCAAUUCUUUGCAUUCGUGUGAAAAAAGAAAACUCGUGUAGAUUUUAAUGCCCUUCUGUGUUUUGUUUUUAGAAUAUUCAUGCAAAAUUUCAAUUGCAAACAAAAACAUAUAUUAAAAUUGUUUAAUUAAACGUGUAAUGUUGCCUAAAACACCGAAAAGUAAUUUCUGGAAAUUCGUCAAAGGCAGUGCCAAGACACUUUUUGUUAUAGAAACCUUUUGCUUUGCAGCAUCAUACGGAGUUUAUUAUCGCAUGAAUACAAACCGUGAAUUUCGUGAAUAUAUUAACAAUAAUUUCCCCUUCGUAUUGAACUAUUAUUAUAAAGUUGGAGAAUUUCUGGGCGAUAGUAAUUUGAGAGAAGUCGAUGCUACUAUUUGGCGUACUCAGGAAAAGAAAGACUAAAAGCCUGAACUGAAAACUAAUUAAACGAAAACAAAAAACAUAACUUCAAAUUAAAGCGGCCUUGGCUAUGGUCUUAUGGUUUUAACUGCACCUUCAGAAGAAAAGUUAGCGAAAAUACGAGCAACUACUGGAGGCAUCCAUAUCACACAAGACGAGAAAAACAAAGUAUUAUUCCUUAAGAAAUUGCAAGAAGC